GAGGAGGGAGGGAGAGAGAGAGAGAGAGAGAGAGAAAGAGAGAGGAGGGGGAGGAGGAGAGAGAGAAGAGGAGAGAGAGAGAUUGAAGGAAAGAAUGAGAUGAGGGCCCGGGAGAAUGAGAGACAAAGCCAGGAGAGGGAGGAACAGGAGGAUGAAAGACAGAAGGUAGGAGAGGAGAGAGAGAUGGUGGGGGGAGAGCCCGCCUGCCCAGGGACAGAAUGAGCUUUUCGUGCAGACCAGAGCCAGGUAAGGCGCAAACUGGGUAAGAGGGAGAAAGAUGAAAGGGUAGGGUAAAGAAGCAACAACGGUAGAAAGACAAGGGAGGCUGGCCCGAAGCCAGGGAGCCCCAGAACUGGAGGUUGGGGGGCGGGGGGGAAGACACCCACCCAGAUGGACGGACCUCCUUUGAGCUCAGAGCAUGGCGGGAGAAUGGGUGGCUGCUCCACAGGCCCACCUCCAAGCUGACUUUGGCCUCUUUCUCUCGCGAAGGCUCAGCCUUCUCACUUGUUCACCUGCAAAAUGGGGUGCCAGCAGCACCUCCCUCCCUGGGCUGGGAGGUGGCAGAGGAACCUGGGGCUCUCCCAGCCCUGGCCUUAUCAUUCCUCUGGAUGCAUAACUGUCAUCAUCCUUAAUGCCAAAAGGCAAAAGAAGGGGAAGCUUCAAACUGCAGACCCCCUCAGCCCUGGCGACAGACCGCACUGCCUGACCAGAAAGGGGAGGGGGGAGCAGCUGUACCCAGCAGGCCAAAUUCCUACACAGCUUCCCCCCUGCAGCCUGGGAGCCAACUCCUCUCUGUCGGGGAGAAUCAGAUGGCUGGACUUCUGGAUUGGAGGGAGGAGGCUGGGCUCUGGAACCCUGGGCCUGAGGGAGGAGGCUGGGGUCUGGACCCCUGGGUCUGAGGAAGUUGGGGUCUGGAAUCAUGGGUCAGAGGAAGGAGGACUGGGGCCUGGGCUGCGUCUGAGUGAGGAGGCUGGACCUGUAUCCAUGGGUUUGAGGGAGGAGGACUGGAGUCUGGACUCCUGAGUCAGGAGUGAGUCUGGGUCUUCAGAGUCAGAGGGAGAAGGGGUGAAACCUGGACCUCUGGGUCUGAGGGAGGAGGCUGGGGUCUGGACUCCUGAGUCUGAGGGAGGAGACUGGGGUCUCGACUCCUGGGUCUGAGGGAGGAGGCUGGGGUUUGGAAAUCCUGGGUCUGAAGGAGCAGUGAGUUUGGGACUCCAGGGUCUGAAUUCAUGGGUUCCUUGGGGAGGAGGGGGCCGGGGGCCCAGACUCUUGGGUCCUGGCACCCACCCGUAGAACCGACCUUGCGGGGCCUUCGCCGCACACAAGCUCGUGUCUGUGGGUCCGUGUCGGGGGCUCGCCAUCACGGCUGGGGCCUCCCCGGCCCUCCCCACCCUCCCUGGCCCUCCUGGCCUCCCAUCUGUCCAUCUGUCCACCUGCCGCGCCCCCCGGGCUGAGGUAGGAGGUUGUAUAGUUGAGGAAGACACCCAAGGAGAUCACUAUACGGCCUCCUAGCUUUCCCCAGGCUGCGCCCUGCCUGCAUGGGACGCCCUGCCUGCCUCGGGGACCUCCUCCCCCUGGCCCACACCACCAUCGCUACUGCUGCUGCCACCGCCCUGACCCUGGGCAGAGCUGGGCCAUCUUUGCUGUCCACAGCCCUGCAUCCUGGCCUUUCCCUCAAAGACUUUCUCUGUUUUUCUGUUUCUUUUGUCUUCAGUGGCUUUCUGGACCUCUGGCCAUCGUGUCCCAUUUCUGUCUCUGGCUACUGACACCCAUGUCUUUUCUCCCUUGUCCCUUGCCCCUGCCCCUGGCCAAGGGCCUGUCCCGUCCACCAUCCUCUACACUGCCGGCCUCUGGGUCCCUGAGACCCUUUAACCUGUGAGGACAUCCAGGGUCACAGGUGAGGAUCUUGGGAGCCCGGCGCCUGGCCCAGCCACACACCUAGGCCGACUGGUGAGCCCUGACAACAUUCCUCUACACAGAGCCUGACAUGUGACCCCCCCUAACUGAAACCUAACCUCUGACCUCAGGCCACUUGCCCCCUCCCUCAUUCUGCAGUGUGAUCUCACAAAGGUCACCAGCUUCUGCACCAGACCUUGAGAGCUCCAAGAUGGCCCUGGCAGCCUUGGUGAACACUGUGGUCUCUCUCCUCCUGGCCCUCCUGGUCUUCCGGGUGUCCACAUGGGCCUGUCUCCUUUGCUUUACCACGUACUCGGAGCGCAUCCAGAUCUGCAAAAUGUUUGUCGGGGGGUCAGGAUCGAAGACCAAGGCGUGCGAGAAAACCCUCGAGCUGUCCUUCAACAGUUUGCAAUCUCUGGAAAUUGAUUACGACCAGCGAAACUACGUGCACGACACCUUCCUGCAGAUGGGAUACUCCCUCCAGGAGAUGGCUACUGCCAAAUGGACCCAUAGAGAAGCAUUCCAUGAAGCUGCAGUAAAAAUGAAGGUGUUCAUUUCACAACUUAAAAAAGCCCAUACCUGCAUCCCUCCAUGUGGGGUCCAGGAGCUCACCCGGCGUUUCAUCUGCAAUGGGUGCUACUCCCUCAUCUGCAAGCUCCCGCUGAACUGUCCAAUUCAGGACGUGAUAGUCAAUCCUGGGGACCAGGCUAUGUUUUCUUGCGUUGUGGACUUCCAGUUGCCAAAGGAACAGAUCUCCUAUUCCUGGAAGUUCGCCAAAGUCCGGACUCAGGAUAUGUCCUACUUCCACGACCUGCCGCUGGCCCAAGGGUUCGUGGCGCGGGUCCGCCCGGUGAAGUACAGCCACAGAGGGACCUACUCCUGCAUGAUCAAGCACGACUUGCGCCCCUUGGCGCGGCUCUACUUCUUCCUCAACGUCACUGGCCCGGCCCCGCCCGGGGAGUCCAAGCUCCAGAUCGCCUUCCGGGAAGUGGUGCGCUGGGCGCGGACGAAGCCGGAAGUGAUGGAACCCUGGAAGCCCAGCGUGGUAGAGCUACUGGCUUCUCCCUGGACCUGGACGUGGGAAGACUUGUGCGAGCUAGCCGCCAUCGUGGCUGUCGUGUCCGCGACCCUGACGGUGCUAGUGUGGAUGUUCUGUCGGUGGUAUUGCAGCGGCCCCUAGCAAAGUACUGGUCCCUCAUUCUCCUGUCUCCAUCCCCAAAAUAAAAAGUAUAUUUCAA
This is a messenger RNA of Perognathus longimembris pacificus (Pacific pocket mouse), 3134 nucleotides long. RefSeq names its product sperm acrosome associated 6 (gene Spaca6). Gene Ontology annotation, biological process: fusion of sperm to egg plasma membrane involved in single fertilization. The transcript has 9 exons. Bases 2108 to 3076 code for a protein of 322 amino acids. The record is from RefSeq and is a predicted model, not a curated record. Lineage: Eukaryota; Metazoa; Chordata; Mammalia; Rodentia; Heteromyidae.